This is a messenger RNA of Xenopus laevis (African clawed frog), 2667 nucleotides long. It is a transcript of the gene trmt1.L, whose product is annotated as tRNA methyltransferase 1 L homeolog. Gene Ontology annotation, cellular component: nucleus. The transcript has 17 exons. Gene Ontology annotation, molecular function: tRNA (guanine(26)-N2)-dimethyltransferase activity; tRNA binding; tRNA (guanine) methyltransferase activity. Gene Ontology annotation, biological process: tRNA N2-guanine methylation; tRNA processing. The record is from RefSeq and is a predicted model, not a curated record. The coding region runs from base 418 to 2223 and encodes 601 amino acids. NCBI's taxonomy places the organism in Eukaryota, Metazoa, Chordata, Amphibia, Anura, Pipidae.
AAUCCACCACAACUCACACAGAGUUCACUUCCGGCGCCGCUGCAUCGGCAGCGAAUUAAGUCUCUGAUAGGCUUGCUCCUUGCACGUGAUCAGCUGCGCGUUCUCCGGCAAGAUGGCGGCGCCCGUGUGACCAUGCGUGGAUUAGGAGAGAGCCGCGGUAUAUCGAACGGGUGAGGAGCUGUUGGCCACCACGUUCUUACAGUGCAGUGCUGCUGGUUACUCAGUGACUAUGGGACAGUGAGGAGGGGCAGGCAACCUGGGCUAAAGUACAACUCACUUCUGUGGCAUUCUGGGACUUGUAGUUCAGCAUCAGCCGCAGAGGCUCAAGUUACAGAGGAUACAGGAGACUAAGAUUUUAGUGAUGGUGUAGAAGGAACAAGACUCUGAUCCUUGGGAAAAGCCUCCUGAUCAUACAUCAUGGAGAUUUCCGGAGAAACCAUUAUACAUGAGGGAAAAGCCAGUGUCAUCUUCCCCAGCACUAACCAAGUCUUCUAUAAUCCAGUGCAGGAGUUCAACAGAGACCUGACAUGUGCUGUGAUCACAGAAUUUGCUCGUCUGCAUCUCCAGCAGAAAGGGAUUAAGAUUGUGGUGCCUGGUGAGAGGGAGGAGCAGAAGCUGGUGGUGAACCUCUCGGAGGCAGGAGAGGACAACAUGAACUCCAGUACAGAGAAUAACUCCGCCCCCACAUCUGCAGAGAAUAACUCCGCCCCCACAUCUGCAGAGAAUAACUCCGCCCCCACCACUGCAAGUGUAGGGGAGCCCUGCCCUGAAGGUCUGCGUGUUUUAGAGGGUCUGGCUGCCUCCGGCUUGCGUUCCAUUCGAUUCGCCUGCGAAGUGCCCGGCCUACACAGCGUCGUUGCAAAUGACUUUUCCGCCAGCGCAGUGGAGCUUAUCAAACGGAAUAUACAGCACAACGACGUGGGGAACCUGGUGACCGCCAGCUACAGUGAUGCCCGGAUGGUGAUGUACAACAGGAUGGGGGCACGAGAUCGCUUUGACGUCAUAGAUUUGGAUCCCUACGGGAGUCCGUCCAUGUUCCUAGACGCCGCUGUGCAGAGCGUGAGCGAAGGAGGACUGCUGUGUAUCACAUGCACCGACAUGGCGGUUCUGGCAGGAAACAGCGGCGAAACGUGUUACAGCAAAUACGGUGCAAUGUCAAUUAAAUCAAAGUACUGCCACGAGAUGGCUCUCCGCAUCCUCCUGCACAGCCUGGACCUGCGUGCGAACUGUUACCAGCGAUACAUCGUUCCUCUGCUCUGCGUCUCUGCCGACUUUUAUAUUCGGGUUUUUGUCCGUGUGUUCACUGGACAGGCCAAAGUGAAGAUGUGCGCUAGUAAGCAGGCUCUGGUAUACAACUGCGUUGGGUGUGGGACAUACCAUCUGCAGCGAAUGGGGAAAGCCACCAGCCAUGGAAACAACAUGAAAUACUCACCUGCAACUGGCCCUCCUGUGACUCUGAACUGUGAAUUCUGCCAGCAAAGGCAACAGCUCGGGGGACCAAUUUGGGCUGAGUCUCUCCAUGAUAAAGAUUUUGUUGAGCGCAUUUUAUCUGCUUUAGAGCGAAAUAAUUCAAAGAGAUUUAAGACUGCAGAGAGAAUUCAGGGAGUGCUGAGUAUGGUGACAGAGGAGCUGAGUGAUGUGCCGUUAUAUUAUACCCUGGACAACCUGAGCAGUGUCAUUCGCUGUAACACCCCCUCGCUGCUGCAGUUCCGCUCUGCUCUGCUCCACGCAGGACACAGGGUCUCUCUGUCACACGCCUGCAAGAACGCACUGAAAACCGAUGCUCCGCCCUCUGUCAUUUGGGACAUUAUGCGCUGUUGGGAGAAACAGAACCCAGUCAAGAGAGAGAGGUUGUCUGAGACCUGCCCAGCAUUUCACAUCCUGACUAAGGAGCCAAGGAUUGAGGCCAACUUUGAUAUUCGACAGGACGCCAACCCUAAAUCUCGUAAACUGGGUUUAAAAAGGUUCCAGGAAAACCCAGAGGCAAACUGGGGCCCCAAAGCAAGAGCCAAAGCCGGGGGUGGGCUUUCUACUGCUCUAGAGGACAAAAGAAAGAAGUACCAGAACAAGAGGAAGAAAGACGAGAGCCAACUUAAAAGCUUUCCCAGCAAGAAAUUUAAGAAGGGUUCCUGCGAGUUAGGGGACAACUGCUGUUACUCCCACACCUUGUCGGAUGAAACACAGGAAGAAUCUCCCACAACCCACGAUGGAGCCCCUUCCUAAUCCGGCUCCGCUGGGGAGAAAUGUGGACAUCCAGUGGUUCUGAGCAGUCACGAGCAGCCACAGGCCUCACCCCUAUCUCACGGGACUGACAGACUUGGUAGAUUCCAGGAGGAAUGGAUAUUGCUUAGGAGCUUUCUUUUAUUUAAAAGUGCAGGAGACGAAGCACUCCAUGGUGCAUCCUGCCAUUUAGGAUGCUGGAGUAAUACAGAUUUAUAUAUAAAUAUACCCAAUUUGUAACCUGAGUUUCACAUUCAGUUGUACAUAGUCGAGGAUGCUUCCAUACUGCUUCCCUUAACACAGACUCUCUCACUGGAAAACCAUACAGUGUAAAUGCAUGAACAGAUAGUUAUAAUUAUACCGUGUAAAUACAUGAGCAGAUAUUGUUAUAAUUAUACAGUGUAAAUACAUGAGCAGAUAUUGUUAUAAAAUCUGGAGUCUGUCACA